Molecule: messenger RNA, 3097 nt
Organism: Cotesia glomerata
Lineage: Eukaryota; Metazoa; Arthropoda; Insecta; Hymenoptera; Braconidae
Gene: Lgr3
Product: relaxin receptor 1
Exons: 27
Coding region: 124-3003 (959 amino acids)
Biological process (GO): G protein-coupled receptor signaling pathway
Cellular component (GO): membrane
Molecular function (GO): G protein-coupled receptor activity; protein binding
Source: RefSeq, a predicted model, not a curated record
AUGGAUAGAAGGUGAAUGUAUCACUACUCUUCGAUAGCGGAUAGGACGGUGGUGUCUCUUUGUAAGAAGAAAUAGUGUCUGAUAUGCGAGUUGACUCUGCUUACUAAACAUUUUAUUAUAAAAAUGCGGUUUAAACAAAUUAUUUUUGUUGGUACAGCGGUCAUUACAACUGUCAUAAUUAUUGCUUUUUUAAUGUACUAUUAUAAUCAAGAUGCAUGCCCCAAAGGAACUUUUUUUUGUACCCACACCGUAUCUUGUAUUCCUCAACAGAGUUUGUGUAUUGAAGACUUUUACGAUGAAUAUUCAACUAACACCUCAUAUUUAUGGUAUUCUAAUCCGUGUUUUUCACCGUGGCUGAGAAGUAAUGACAAUUUCGAUUGUCUUUUCAUAAAAAAUGAAGACAAUUUAGGAAAUUUGUAUAAUUCUGAUAAUGAGUGGCCCUUAAUCGCAUCAAGCUAUCAAACACCUCUGAGUUUGAUUUGCAAAUCAUCUGAUUGUCCAGAAAAAUGUAGAUGUGAAAAAUGUGCUGUUACAUGUGAAAGUUAUCUUGCAAUCCCGCACAAUUUGUCUCUAAACGUAACAAAAUUAACAUUGAAUAACAAUUUAUUAGCAAGGUUGAGUACAAAUGAUUUCAGAAGAUAUGAAAAAUUGGAAACUCUAUCUUUGAAGUUUAACAAUAUUAAAUCAAUUCAAAACGACACUUUUGCUAAUAGUGGCUACCUGCAAUCGCUAAUUUUGUCAAACAACAACCUUGAAGAAAUAUUACACGGGCAAUUAUCAGGAUUACGAUCGUUGGAAAAAUUAUCAGCUGAUAAUAAUCAUUUAACGAUGGUGGAUUUCAAUGAUUUUACUUCGAACCAUUCUCUAAAAUGGCUUGAUUUAAGUAACAAUAAUUUAAUUUCGGGUCGUACGUAUUUAUUUUCUCUUCAAUCACUUGAAUACUUAAAUUUUUCACACAACGGAUUAACAACUCUAGUAAGAAAAACAAUGGAUAUUCAUUACAAUUACAACAAACAAUUUUCUAAAUUCAAACGUUCUAUAAACAGUAAUUUUGGAAUUUUUAGAGGACUCUCAAAUUUACGUUGUCUAGAUUUAUCAAACAAUAAACUUGUCAUAAUAUGGUCGGGAGCGUUUGACGGAUUACGCUCAUUGAAAAAAUUUUUAGCUAUUGAUAAUCUACUACAAUUAGUAAAUUUUCAGGAUUUUGAAAACAGUACAACUCUUGAAACAAUUGAUCUCAGUGACAACGAACUGAUAUAUGAGAGUUUAAAAUUUUUUUAUCAACCUGGACUAAAAGAGUUAAUUUUAAAUCAAAAUUUAAUCGACAUAAUGACUGAUUCACUUUUACGUAAAUUUCCGAAUUUAAAAUUUUUGAGCCUUGAAAGAAAUCAUGUAUGUUACAUUUCGUCUGAUGUUUUCAAAAACGUUAAGAACCUCGUUGAAUUAAAUGUAUCAUAUAACAAAUUGAAGCGCUUACCAAUCGAUUUAUUUCUUUUAUCAUCUAAUCUCAGUGCUCUUGAUUUUAGUUAUAAUGACUUGAAAACGCAUACUAUUUAUUUCACUAUGUCACAUAGUGGAGUACAAUGUUUAGAUUUUAGUGGAAAUGAGAUUGAUUAUAUUUCUCAUGAACUUUUAAACUAUUUUCCUAACUUAAAAUAUCUGAAUUUAGAGAAAAAUAAAAUCAGUAAUAUUUCCUCUGGAGCUUUUAAAUCUUUCGCCGAACUCGUUGACUUAAACUUAUCAGGCAACAAAUUGAGGGAUUUACCGGAUAAUUUGUUCAAUUAUAAUUUACGACUCCAAAUACUAAAUUUAUCAUUCAACAAAUUAAAGUAUUUACGAGAAGAAUUAUUUAGUCCACUUACACAUCUCACCACAUUAAUACUUGGAUUCAAUCUCAUUCAGUCGUUCAAAUUCAAGAUUCUCAAUUCAGCACUCAAUCUUCGUAUUUUAGACCUUGAUGAUAUCACUAUAGAAGACGAUGAAGAAAAUGCUCUGAAUCGAUUCCAAGAGUUAUCUAUCAUAAUCUUUAAAACAUUAAGGUACUGCCAGAUAUACGGUAUUAAUAUUAGAACAUGUCGACCGGAAACCAAUGGAGUAUCGUCGUUAUCAGAUUUAUUAAGCAAGCCUUUGCUGCGAGUCGCGGUUUGGGGAAUUUCAGUUGUAACGCUUGUGGGCAAUACUCUAGUUCUUUGGGGCCGAUUUAUCUACAAGGACGAAAACAGAGUUCUGAGUAUAGUGAUUAGAAAUCUAGCAGUAGCAGAUAUGCUAAUGGGAGUGUACCUAUUAGCAAUCGGUUUAGAAGACUUUAAUCUUCGUGAUAUGUACAACAAGGAAGCAAACAAAUGGAUCUCUUCUUGGCAGUGCACAUUCUUAGGAAUGAUUGCAAUGAUUUCAUGCGAAGUUUCGGUAUUAAUUUUGUCAUUUAUGUCCAUCGAAAGAUUUAUAGUAAUAGUAAUAGCACCAUUCAAUGAAGCUCCUAGUUAUUUUACUUGCCGAAGUGUUACGACUUCAAUGAUAAUCAUUUGGAUAAUUGGAAUUUUACUAUCCGUAAUUCCAGGAAUUUACUGGAGAGAGAGCACGAGAUUUUAUGGAUUGAAUGGAAUGUGUUUUCCUUUACAUAUUGAUGAAGCAUUUAUGAUCGGUUGGCAAUAUUCUGCCUUCAUAUUUCUUGGAGUAAACCUUCUUGGCUUAAUAAUAAUCGGUUCCGUUUACUUGGGGAUGUUCAUCAGCAUUCGGCGAAUAAGACGCAACACUCCACUAAUUCAUGCAGAUUCAGAAAUCGCCUUGAGAUUGUUUUUUAUUGUGUUAACUGAUGUACUUUGCUCAGCACCAGUUAUUGUAUUAAAAAUUUUCACUUUGCUAAACGUUUUAGUAGCGCCUGAUGUACAUGCUUGGGUAGUUGUCUUCGUCCUUCCGGUUAAUAGUGCAAUUAAUCCAAUCCUCUACACAUUUACAGUACCCAAAUUUAGGGAACGGCUAUUCAAAUGUUGCCUUCGAAAUUAAUUAAUUAAUCGUCUUGCAUAAAAAUACUCGAUUAAUAUACGGUAUAGGUAUUUUAAUCGUUAUUAAUUAAUACCUCUACAAAUUUAUUUUUCAU